This is a messenger RNA of Aphanomyces astaci, 1419 nucleotides long. RefSeq lists its product as hypothetical. NCBI's taxonomy places the organism in Eukaryota, Oomycota, Saprolegniomycetes, Saprolegniales, Verrucalvaceae. The coding region runs from base 92 to 1000 and encodes 302 amino acids. Gene Ontology annotation, molecular function: protein serine/threonine phosphatase activity. Gene Ontology annotation, biological process: protein dephosphorylation. The transcript has 2 exons. The record is from RefSeq and is a predicted model, not a curated record.
UGCUCGUCCAACGAGGGAGUGCCACCGCCGCUUCCGACGACGUCCAUCGGUUGCAACAAGCAGGCAGGACAAGACACCAAGGAUUGGUCGAAUGACCCCUAUGAUGGCAACGGGGGAUGUCGUCAACAACACCGUGGGUCUUGACCUGUCGAACGAUGUCACCGGCCUUGGCACAUCUGGCCGAAGUCGGUUGCAUGUGUUUGCUCGAAAGGCACGAAAACACGCAGUCAAACCAGCCCAAGGAGGAGGCCCUUGUCUCCUCAAGACCAAAGUCAAGGACUCGAGUGUCCAAUCAGCCACAAAGAUGGCAACGGGCUUUUCGUCCGCCAGCAACCCCAACGCUAUAACGAAGCAACUCCGCCGCGCCAAAGCAGCUCGUCGUGCCUCCCACGAUGCCGCACUGGCCGCUUUCCAGCAGGACAUGGCAAGUUGGAGUAAAUUUCAUGCGAUACAGACCCUGUCCAUCCACGUCGGCGUCGCAUGGUCCCAAGGCACACGCGACUACAUGGAAGACAAGCAUGUGGUGACCCAUCACCUGUUUCCGACUUGCGCGUUGGUCGCGAUCUUUGACGGCCACAACGGCGCAUGGGCGGCGGAGUUUGCUGCGGCCCAUAUAAGUCCGCUCUUGGCGUCCAAUGAGCACCUGCAACAACUCGCACAUCAACAAAAUCCCCUCGAACCCCCAGAUAUUGUCGCCAUUUACGCGAUUCUGCAAGCCGCGUUCCUGGCCUUGGACGAUGAUAUUCUGGCAUAUACGAUUGAACACGAUCGACGAGACGGCGCCACGGCGGUGGUGGUGCUCGUGAUGAACAGCAUGGUGUUUGUGGCCAACGUGGGCGACUCCCGUGCAAUUCUCGUCCGUGUUGCUUGUCAUCAGGAUCCGUCGACCAACUUGCUUAGCCACGACGUCGAACGGCUAUCAGUAGACCAUAAACCGAACCUUCCUGCUGAAAAGGCACGCGUUCUGGCAGCAGGUGGCGACGUACGAACGUGUGUAUGACUGGUUAGUCGGCUAAGAAUGUACUUUUAGGUGGUGUUUUCUGGCUGCUGGCGGGUCACGCAUCCGAAAGCCAGUGUGCGGCUGGCUGUGACUCGGUCGCUAGGAGACCACCCCCUCAAAGGUACAUCAGCCAAGGACAAAACGCCCGCGCUGGUCUCUGCUGUGCCCUCGAUUCGGCACUUUACAAGAAGGCAUGGUGACAUUGUCGUGGUUGCUAGCGAUGGCUUGUGGGACCGCGUGACCGAUGAAGAGGCCAUGCAACAAGUGGUGGACAAUGAGAAUAUAUCUGGACAUUGUGAGGAACGGACCGCCGCCGCCCUGGUGGAGAUGGCACUCGUCCGUCGAACCUGCGACAACGUGACCGUGGCAGUGUUGACACUGUAGCGACGACCAUAUUAUAAUCAUAUAUUCAACCUGGG